Molecule: messenger RNA, 3039 nt
Organism: Clonostachys rhizophaga
Lineage: Eukaryota; Fungi; Ascomycota; Sordariomycetes; Hypocreales; Bionectriaceae
Source: the annotation of a GenBank genome assembly
AUGGCAGAAGUAUUGGGGCUCGCUGUCAAUUGUUUGACGGUCAUCGAUCUCACUGUGAAGGUCGCUUCGAAGCUCUAUGACUAUGGCAAAGAUGCAGCAAACGCUCGGGAUGACAUCAACAGACUCCGCGACAAAGUCCUCGGCCUACAAAAGAUUGCGCAUUCAGUGCAGGCCUUCCUCGAUCGUCAGGUAGAUUCCAGAAAUAUCCCAACGAUCGAGUUACUGAGGCAAGGUGUCUUUGGCACUGAGAAAAAACUGCAGGAGCUUUAUGAUGCUCUGGACAUUCGAGGCGUGCGGCAGCCGAUGAGGAUGUUUGGGAUUCGUUCACUGAAGUGGCCAUUCAAGAGUCAAGACGUGGGGAAAAUCGUUUCCGAUCUUCAGGACUGUUUUCAGAUGCUCUCCCAGUCGCUGCAAGUGGAUCAAGCGUCCUUACUGCUCGACAUCGACAGAAGGUCGAUUCUUGAUCGUAUUCCACAUGCACCAGAUGCGGCGUACAACUCGCGAGUGGAAGAUCGGAAUCCUACUUGUCACCCUCAAACCCGCUCUGGCAUUCUAUCUGAUAUCCAUAAAUGGAUUGAUGACCCUCAUGCAAAGAGCAUAUUCUGGCUCAACGGCAUGGCGGGGACUGGAAAGUCCACUAUAUCCCGGACAGUCGCUAGAUCUCUCGCUCAAACAGGUUCUCUUGCUGCUAGUUUCUUCUUCAAGAGAGGUGAGAGCAACCGAGGUGACGGCGGCCUAUUCUUCAGCACUCUCGCCUUUCAGCUUGUAUCAAGCGUACCGGGAUAUGGACAAGUUCUCAAAGAAAUCCUGGAUGGAAACCCAAGCUUGAUGAAUAAAUCGUUGCAGGAUCAGUUUAACCAGCUCCUGGUUGAACCGCUAUCCUUGGUACCCAAACAAAUGCAAAAUCCGGCACUAUUUAUUCUCAUUGUUGAUGCUUUGGAUGAGUGCGCUGACGAUAAUGAUAUUCGCAUGAUUAUCCAUCUUCUAUCGAGCAUAGAAGUGUCAUCUAAUGGUUCUUGGCGUCUAAGAACCUUCCUCACUAGCCGACCCGAAUUGCCCAUCCGCCUUGGAUUUGGUGCUGUUCGUGGUACAUUUCAAGAUCUUAUCCUUCAUGAGAUUCCCAAUUAUAUUGUAGAAAGGGAUAUCUCAGUCUUCCUACGUGAUGAACUGGCGAAUAUUAGAUUCGAUUAUAACCUCACUGUCCCUCAGCAUCGACAAUUGCCCCCCGACUGGCCCGGCAAGGCAAGCAUUGAACACAUUACGGACAUGGCUUCGCCAUUAUUCAUUGCAGCUGUCACCCUUUGUCGAUUCAUCUCAGAUCGAAGGAUUGGCAGCCCGGGAGAACAAUUGGCGAAGAUUGUGAAUUAUCCAAGCGGAAAUGAAGUGUCGAAAUUAGAAGGCAUUUAUUUACCAAUCCUGCGUCAGACCUUAGUCGGGCUCUCCAUUGCCGAACAAGAUAUAGGACUGUCUGAAUUUCGCUCUAUUGUUGGAACUAUUGUUCUUGCAUACACUCCGUUAUCAGCAAGAGGAUUAGCCAAUAUUCUACAAAUGUCGGAAGAAAAAAUAGAGAGCCGGCUUGACCUUCUUCAUUCUUGCCUAAACGUUCCCUCGGAACCUGAGCUUCCUGUCCGCCUUCUUCAUCUAUCCUUUCGAGAUUUCCUGGUCGACCCAAGUAGGAUGGACCGAAGCAUAUUCUGGAUAAAUCAGCAAGUGACACAUCUUGAGAUUGCAGAACGCUGCUUGGACAUCAUGGAUCGCCUACUACAGCGGGACAUUUGCAGAAUUGGCCGCAAUGAGAGUCGUGUUAAGGACUUCAAGGCAGAACGGGCGGUGCCCGGGGAGCUGGAAUACUCCUGUCUCUAUUGGAUAAACCACCUCAUUGAAGCCAGAGAGCCUUUGAAAGAUGAUCACCAAGGACUUAUAAACUUAGUGGAGUCGGCCAAUGCGGAGGCUAUUAAAAGCUUUCUCGAUGAUACUUUUCGGAUUGUCAGCACGAAUUUGAGCGUGAUUCGAGACUACCCGCUCCAAGUGUAUUCUUCGAUGCUUCUCUUUGCACCUACCAACAGUAUUGUUCGAAACACCUUCGCCUUCGAAAUGCCGGGCUGUGUCAGUAUCAAAACGAAACUCAAGUCAGAUUGGGACCCGCUCCUUACGGCAUUUGACUACGAUCGGGCAUAUGGCACGAUCCAAGCGCUUUCAUGGUCCCAUGAUAAUUCAUUCCUGGCUGCAAUUUCUUUGUCUGGGACAAUCCACGUCUGGGAUGCUAUGUCUGGACAAAAACACCUCACCCUGCAAGCGCUUGGCACCACGAGGAUAGAGUUUUCUCAUACAUCAGAGUUUUUAGCAGCAUCUGCAGAGAGAGAGAUCUCGAUAUAUCGAAGGGCCACUGGAGAGGUCGUCCAGAAAAUCGAGAAUUCCGGAUGCUGGGGAUUUGCCAAAGAUGCACCACUUCUCGCUACUACUUCCGGCGACGGUGAUAUUACACUCUGGAAGGUCAUUUUGGGCGCCCAUGGGUCUCCCUUUCUGCCAGUCAAUGUCUAUAGUGCUUCAGGAAUCUCCAUUUCUUGUAUGAACGUCUAUCAUGAUGGAUUAAUAAUCGCUUCAGCAUAUCAAGACUACCAAGUCACGUUAUGGCGCUUCACGAUUGACUCGGAGGUUCCCGAUGAUGACCCAAUACAGCCGGCAUGCUUAGGCUCCAUUUCCAGCCCCGAAUCCUUUUUUAGAAACAAGUAUGCGAAAAUUAUGCUUUCCCCUAACUCUCAGUUGAUCGCUUUCAUAACACCUGGGUCUCUCUUGGCCUAUAAAGUCGAAAUCUGCUGCGCCACAAAUGGGAAACUUAUCCAAACUUUUGAAGGCGGCGAGAGUACCCAGGGCACUAUUGUCCAGUGCUACCGGGACAUCUACAAUGAGCCUCAGCCAUCGAGGAGUAACAUCUGCUGCAUUUUCUCACGACUCGAACAAAUUGGCGGUAGCACGGUCCGGUUCAGUGCAGAUAUCAUCUAUCCCUCAAGCGAGGUUGAGAAAUCGGACACAGAUUGA